Drosophila subpulchrella is the source of this 4881-nucleotide messenger RNA. RefSeq names its product protein TIS11 (gene Tis11). The transcript is spliced from 4 exons. The coding region runs from base 372 to 1649 and encodes 425 amino acids. The record is from RefSeq and is a predicted model, not a curated record. Gene Ontology annotation, molecular function: mRNA binding; metal ion binding. NCBI's taxonomy places the organism in Eukaryota, Metazoa, Arthropoda, Insecta, Diptera, Drosophilidae.
AAAAAACACGACGUAUUUGUGCGAGUGUAAGUUUCAAUUUCGAUCUGCUUGGUUGUCUGACGGACGUGCUGCGUCUCUUUUGUUGUGUUUUUUGCGAACGAGCGAAGAGCGACAGGACCUCUGCGCCCGUAUCCAAACUGAUUUUUUUUUAUUGUUGCAAUGCAAUAUUCGCGGAACCAAUAACAACAACCACACCACACACAUAACUCAACAUUCAAGUGCAAAGCAAAUACAAAUCAAACAACAACAAAAAGCAAAGAAAGUAUAAAGAAAAAUAUUGCAAAAAAUUGUCCAGUGGAAAAUAGCAAAACAACAGCAACAAACAACAACGGCCAAAUCAAAUUCAAAAUCUGUUAAACAAGAAUCACAAAAUGCCUUUGAUGGCUAAUUUUGAUUAUGGGGGAUAUGCGGCGUUUCAAGCGGUGGCCAGCGACCGUGAUCGCGAUCAUCUCCAGCAGCAGCAACUGCAGGAUCUCGUCCUGGACAACAGCAGCAACAUGGAGCAGCACCAGCAGCAGCCACAUCGCCACCAUGGCGCCCUCACACGCACCAUUUCACAGCCGGCCCAGCAGAGGCACCAGCUCAUCCAGCAGCAGCAGCAGCAACAGCAGCAGCAGCAGCAGCAGCAACAGCAACCGGUGGCCAGUCUGGUAACCAUCAUCGAGAACCUGGGCAACAUGAACCUGCACCGAAAGCUGGAGCGGACGCAGUCGGAGCCACUGCCACAGCAGCCGAUGAACACAUCCAGGUACAAGACGGAGCUGUGCCGUCCGUUCGAAGAGACCGGCGAGUGCAAGUACGGCGAGAAGUGCCAGUUCGCCCAUGGAUACCACGAGCUGCGCAACCUGCAGCGGCAUCCCAAGUACAAGACGGAGUACUGCCGCACCUUCCACAGCGCGGGCUUCUGUCCCUACGGACCGCGCUGCCACUUUGUCCACAAUGCGGACGAGGCUCGUGCCCAGCAGGCCGCCCAGGCAGCCAAGUCCUCAUCCCAAUCCCAAUCCCAGUCGCAGUCGCAGUCCCAGCAGCAGCAGCAGCAGUCAUCCUCGUCGUCGUCGUCGUCGUCAUCAUCCCAGAGCUUCACGUCGAAGAGCAAUAAUUCGAGCAGCAAUAGUAGCAACAGCAGCAGCGGCAGCAACAGCAGCCAGUUCUAUCUGCCACUGAGCCCACCGCUCAGCAUGAGCACGGGUUCCGAUCGGGAAUCGCCCACCGGAUCGCUGUCCCUGAGUCCCACCAACUCGCUGACCAGCUUCGCGUUCCACGAUGCCCUGCCGAUGCAGCCGGGCUACCUGGCCUUAUCCAAUGGCGGCACGAGCAACAGUUCCGCCUCGUCCACAUCCUCGGCCUCUGGCUUGGGUUUGGGCAUGAGCAUGGGCCUGGUCAUGGGUGGAAUGGGUGGUGGUCAUCAUGGACCGGCCACGCCGCCAGAGAGCCCCAAUGUGCCCAUUUCGCCAGUGCACACACCGCCGCCAUACGAUGUGGUGGUCAGUGGAUCUGGAGCGGGCCACGCCACCAGCGGCAAGCAGCUGCUGCAGAAGAGCGUCAGCACACCGAUGCAGCAGGAGGAUACCACGCCCAGGCUGCCGGUUUUCAAUCGUCUCAGCUCCGCGGUGGAGUCCUACCAGCAGCAGUCCAACUUGGGACUCUAAGGAGGGGAGCAAGAAACAACAUCCAAUCCAACAUCCACUCACGCCCAUCAAAGCAUCCCUCCAUCAUUAAAAACAACCACAACAACAGCACCCUUGACAAAAUCUCAGUAACGACCAAAACCAUGGAAACUUGAACCACAAACUCCCCUCGCAAUCAAAAUGCGAGUCAGAAAAUAGAUAUUCCCCGCAAGGCAACUGGAUUUCCGGGGCGCCUAUAUGUGUAUAUCAAGUAUACGCCUCGGAAAAACGCGGGCCACUGCCAAAAGGACAUAAACCCAUCUCCCCCCUAAAUUGUGAAACGAUCUUUGAUAUGAUUUCUCUCAUGCUGUGACAGUCAAUCGUUAUCGUUAAAUACGAGAAGGACCGAAACGCCAGACUACGGGACGAUUAGGUAAUUAGAUACGUAAAUGACAAACAAACAAUCCAAGCAAACGAUGAUCUUAAACUAUAAACUAAAUGCUAAAGUCUAAAACAAAAAAAAAGUAAUAUAAAAUCCAAACGAAACAUUCUUAAAAACUGGACAAAAAGAAGAAGAGACGAAGAGCGGACGAAACGGACUUUUGGGAAUCUUCAGCGAAUGUUGCUCAAAUCAAAAUCAAGAAAAUGGCCAACGACGAACGUGAAUAUCGUUCCUGCAUUUAUAGAACCUACUACUACUGCAGAGCACCCAUUAGAGCCCCAGCACAACACCUGUCGCUUUUGUUCAAUAUUUAUAUAUACGCCACGCACUUUGGAUGAUAAGUCUUAUGUAAAAACAGCUCCUGUAUAUAUCCCUGGAUGUGGAUGGCUAGAUGGAGAGAGUGCAGAGUUGGUUCCAUCCCAUACGACACCAUACCAUCCCGUCCCAUCCGAUCCGAUGUCUUCCAAUCCAAGCCAAUCAAUCAAUCAAUGAAUUCGGAAUAAGUAUGUGAAUGAGAUGAUAGAAACGGACCGAAACGGAGCUAAGGAAAUUCUUUAAUUUAUUAUUUUUUGCUAAAUUUAUGUAAUAGAAAACGUUGUGUACAUACGAGAGUUAAAAUAUUUUGAUAAAGCUUAUAAAUUAUGUUUAACAAUUACAUUACGAUUACGAUUAUAUGAUGAUGAUCUUGGAUGAUAUGAAUAUUAUUGAUGAUAUACCUCUGCAAUUCGUGCAACCAAUCACAACAACAACAACAAACACCAACCAACGAGCAACAAACAAUUUUUCGUUUUGAGAAGAAGUUAGUAAUGGAAUUCUGUCAUUGAUUUGAUCUAGUUUUUUUUUUGUUUGAAUGACUACGAUUCUUUGUACUAUUUAAAUGGAUCUAUGAAAUGGAAAUGCUGAUUUUUAAACACCAUAAUUUAUUUUCACAUCUAUUUACAUAAAACAUACCAGAUAUAUUUUAUAUGCAAUUAAUGUUAAUAAUUUAUGAAAUCAACACAUGCGACACACACUCAGACAAACACACACACACACAUAUAUAUAUUUUGACCAUUGAUAAUUUUAUGUUUUUUUAUAUGGUAUAUGCGACAGAUCAUUUUGUUUAUUAUAUAUAUUAUUUUUAUUUAAUUUAUUUUACAAACUUUUUCUUGAUUUCUUCUAUUUUUGGGUGCAGUUAUAUAAUUUUUAGUGUUAUGAGAGAAACCCUUAAUUUAUAUACAACUUAUAUAAAACCAUAUUAUAAUUAUGCUUAUGUCGAUUAAUUAUUGAAGUACAUGCAUAUGUAAUAAAAACGGAAAAACAAAGGAAAAGCCUUAACAAAAAAAGCCUAUUUAUAAUAUUUAUGUAGGGAAAACCGAUUGUCGAUCUUUGAAUUUGCCGGCAAAGAGAAAAACGAAAACAAAAACGAAUCAGAAUAGUCCGAAAAGCGGAAUAACAAAACAAAAUCAACAACAAACUGAGUACAGUGUUAGAAAAGUAAUAUUAAGCAUGAAAAAAACUGAGCAAACAAAAUACAAAACGCAAUUCAAAUGCGCAAAAAUUAUGAAAACAAAUUGUAAAUCAUUUUUAUACACACUUUUUGCCCUAUACAAACUAAAAAAAAAAGAACAUAUAUUAAAUAUGUAACCUUUACACAGAGACUUUAGUCUACUCCUAUUGAGACACUUUUUUUUGCGCAACUAAUUUAUAUCGAAAAAAAAAUUGCUUAAGUGCAAUUGAAAUCAAACUAAAUCAAAUAUUUAAUUACUCCUAUUUAUUACCUUUUUCACUCGGCGUAUUAUGUAUUUAUGUAAUGACCAACAGCAGCAACAAAUUCAAGCAUGACUUAAACAAAAAAAACCGGCCGAGGAAAGAGCAAAUUCCACGCGUGUUUAUCAAUUUGUGUGCAGCAAAGCGCACGAGGGGGGUAAAUAAUUCUCAAAGUGCCUUAUCAUUAAUAUUUUAUAUAAAUCAUAUAUAUAUAUAUAUAUAUAUAUACAAACACAAAUUAUGUAUAGUCUUGUGAAAAUGGAAAAGGAAACGCAGAGACGGAGUGCAAAGGCAUAUUAAUUAUUUAUUAUUAUUGUAUUGUCUAUAUUAUUAUACUUUCGAUUUGAUUUUACUCCCAUAAGCACUUGUUUUGAUCAGAAUGGAGAGUUAUGGCAGCGUGCAAAGGUUUACUAAAAUGCCUACAUUUAACAUACUUAUAUAUUAUACUGUUUUUUUGCUCUAUUUAAUUUUAAAAAAGAACAGAACCCCUAACUUAAAAACUGAGCUUUGGUUAUUAUUAUGAUGAUAAAUUUAAUUUUUUUUAACGCGUUCUUCCCCUUUGUGCAACAAACAAAGAAAAAACAAAGCAACACAAAUCUGUGCCCGCAUGAAGCAAGUGUGGCCUUAUCGGAAUAAAACCUUACACUUAACACUUACCCAAGUCGUCUUCCUCCUAAGAAAAAAUAAAUAAGUAAACUAAACUAUACAUAUGUGGUACUCUUGAAUGAUUGAUAAAACAAAGAACAAGAAAUGUAAUGCCAGUUGAAUUAUACACUAUUUAUAUAUACUUUGUUCGUUAUUUAUAUAACCAUAAACCCAUAAUAUUUCAUAGAUAUCCGCCUUGGCAACAACAACAAAACGCAAAAAACAAAUUAAAAAAAAAAAACAACGAAAAAGACAACCAUAAUUUAGAAAUGAACACAACUGUACAUGAAUUUUGUUAAUGCUGAAACAUGCCUAUUUAUGCUUCCAUUGCAACACUAUUUUGUGCAUAUUUUUAUAUAGUAAAUUAAAUGAAAACAAUUUAGAUUAUGGCAAAUUUUAAGUUAAAUAGAAAUUAAACAAAAACGUUACAAAAUAAAU